AUGGCACAGGCCCCCGCGAACCCCUUCGCUGCAGCCCCGUCCAGCGAUGCGUUCCAGCUCCUCCCCGAAUCCAGGAAGGCGGGCGCUGCCGAAGACGACCUGUAUGAGGCACAGAUCAAGGAAGUCGAGACAUGGUGGCGGUCACCCAGAUACGAGGGCAUCAAGCGCCCCUACAGUGCCGCCGAUGUUGUCUCCAAGCGUGGUUCCCAGCAGCAGUUCUACCCCAGCUCUGUCAUGGCGAGAAAGCUCUUCAACCUGGUGCAAGAGCGCAUCGCUGAGGGCAAGCCCAUUCACACAAUGGGUGCUAUCGAUCCCGUCCAGAUGACCCAGCAAGCGCCGCACCAAGAGGUCCUCUACAUCUCCGGCUGGGCCUGCUCAUCCCUCCUCACAUCCACCAACGAGGUGUCCCCCGACUUCGGCGACUACCCCUACAACACCGUACCGAACCAGGUCCAGCGCCUGGCCAAGGCCCAGUCAAUGCACGACCGCAAGCAAUGGGAUGCCAGACGGAAGCUCACACCGGAGCAGCGCGCCAACACUCCCUACACAGACUACCUGCGGCCCAUCGUCGCCGACGGUGACACCGGGCACGGAGGUCUUUCCGCCGUGCUCAAGCUCGCCAAGCUCUUCGCUGAGAACGGCGCUGCGGCGGUACACUUUGAGGACCAGCUGCACGGCGGCAAGAAGUGCGGCCAUCUCGCCGGCAAGGUCCUCGUGCCUACCGGAGAGCACAUCAACCGCCUCAACGCGGCCCGCUUCCAAUGGGACGUCAUGGGAUGCGAGAACCUCGUCCUCGCCAGGACAGACUCGGAGAGCGGCAAGCUCAUCAGCAGCGCCAUCGACGUCCGCGACCACGAGUUCAUCCUUGGAGUCGCCGACCCGCAGCUCGAGCCCCUGGCCGAGACCAUCCAGGCCAUGGAGGCCAAGGGCGCGGCAGGCGCCGAGAUUGACUCGUUCGAGGCCAACUGGGUCAAGUCUACCAAGCUUGUGACGUUUGACGAGGCUGCCGUCGCGCACAUGCAGAAGGAGGGUGUCUCCCAGGCCAAGAUCGACUCCUACCUCGAGGCCACGAGCAAGAACCGCGACAUGGGCAUCUCCCAGCGCCGCAAGCUCGCCAACCAGCACACAAAGACCCCCGUCUACUUCUCGUGGGACAUCCCCCGCACCCGCGAGGGCUUCUACCACUUCCGCGCCGGCAUGGAGGCCGCCACGAAGCGCGCCAUUGCCUUCGGCCCCUACGCCGACCUCUUGUGGGUCGAGACGGGCGAUCCGAACGUCGAGGUUGCGUCGAAGCUGGCCAGGGCCGUACGAAAGGUCCUCCCCGGCAAGGGCCUCGUGUACAACCUCAGCCCGUCGUUCAACUGGAUGGCGCACGGCUUCACGGACGAGACGCUCAAGAGCUUCAUCUGGGAUAUCGCCAAGGAGGGCUUCGUGCUGCAGCUAAUCUCCCUGGCGGGCCUGCACUCCAACGCCACCAUCACCAACGAGCUGGCGCGGGAGUUCAAGACGGACGGCAUGUUGGCGUACGUCAACCUUGUGCAGAGGCGCGAGAAGGAGGGCGGCUGCGACGUGUUGACGCACCAGAAGUGGAGCGGCGCCAGCUACAUUGACGGCAUCCUCGGGGCUAUCCAGAGCGGAAGCUCGAGCAGCAAGAGCAUGGGCGAGGGCAACACCGAGAGCCAGUUCCACUGA
This is a messenger RNA of Colletotrichum chrysophilum, 1692 nucleotides long. RefSeq lists its product as uncharacterized. The transcript is spliced from 2 exons. Gene Ontology annotation, molecular function: methylisocitrate lyase activity; isocitrate lyase activity. The coding region runs from base 1 to 1692 and encodes 563 amino acids. The record is from RefSeq and is a predicted model, not a curated record. Lineage: Eukaryota; Fungi; Ascomycota; Sordariomycetes; Glomerellales; Glomerellaceae. Gene Ontology annotation, cellular component: mitochondrial matrix.